CAGUUAAGAGCCUCUGCUCGUGCCAAACGGUUGUGCGCAUCUUUUUGCAUCCCAGUUAACGCAAACAUAAAAACAUCCCAGUUACAACAACAAAGCAGCAGCAGUAACAACAACUACAUCAAAAUCAAAUAAUUUGCAAAUUUUGCCUCUUUUUUUUUGGUGCAACGCGUGUUUUAUUUUUUACUCGCUCUAUAUUCGCGUGUGCCGUUAAUAACUACAUCAAUAAGAUUGACAAUAAAAUUGUUUUAUUUGCUUGCCAACCACAAAUCAAUCGAUAGUUUCGUGUAAUCCCCCUCUUCCCCCUCCCCCACACCACCUUUCUCGUUUCUCGAUCGGUUUCUGGGAAAUUAACGCAGACGCGUAAUUCAAACUCUUUCCGCACUUAAUACAAUUACAAUUACAAUAUUUGAAUAGAGCUACAUAUUUUACUUCGAAUUGUGUCUAUAUAUUUUUUGUUUUUUUUUUGUGUAUUUAAAUUGUUAUUGUUGUUGUUUUUGCUGGCAUCGGUCUUCAACUGUUUGUGUUUGUCUCCAGUUACCAAAGCCGCGCCGUUGUCGACGACAUCUCAGAUAAGCAGUAAAAUAACAGGAGUCGCCACAGUUGAACGUUGCAAGUUGCAAGUUUGUGUGUGUGUCUGUGUUUUUCUGACUUUGCCAUGGAACUGGAAUGCGAUUUGGGUGCCAUACAAAACGAGGAAUUGCUGCGAAAAAUGUGGCAGCAAUCGGAGGAUAGCGAACGCAAGAAGCAAAUCCGAUUGCAUCUUUACAAGUUGCGCGAAUCGCGUCUAAGGAAUCUCUAUAGGCACGAACCGGAUAGCAUAAUGUCCGAACCGAACGGUAAUACUCUGUCUGGCUAUGGCAAGGAUCCGCUGGCCACCAGCCAUGGCGAUGCUCUGCUGGAUCAGAAUUUCCAGAGUCUCAAGUCGAAGGAGGUGCGCGAUUCGAUGAGUCCCACCCAUGAGCUGAAGUUCCAUUCGAUGACACUCACUCAACCGAAUACGACUGGCUGGGAUGUCCAGACAUCUUCGGAGGUGUCGCCCGAUGGCCGAGCCUAUCGCACCGAAACUCUGGCCAAAACCGAUGGUGUUGAGAAGCUCAAUGGUGGCGGAGUCGCUGAGUUUAAAGGUCGCAACGAGCAAGUCUCGAGCGCCUCGCAUCAGGGCGAUGACAAGAACUAUGUGAAACAGGCGGCGGAGAGCUCCAAUACGCAUCUUCAAGAGCGGGUUGUGUUCGGCGAUGAGAAUAGCGGACGGAGCGAAAUGAAAAUGAGCUCCACAACCUCAUCGUCAACAUCCAAAUUUGUGUCGUCCUCCUCGUCGAGCAAGCAGAUUAACGAUGAUGAACCCCGUUAUCUGCUCGACAAUCAGCAAUAUCAACAGCAGCAACAGCAGCAGCAGCAACGGGAUCAUCAAUGGGAACAGCAGCAGCAGCAGCAGCAACGGGAACAUCAGCAGCGGGAGGUGCGUGAGCGUGAGGAACAGCGUGUGCAGGAGCAGCGCUUCCAGGAGCAGCGCCAUCAGCGUGAUCAGCGUGAGCGCGAGGAACGCUACUCGGAAAGUCGGGAACAAUCGAACAGUACCCGCAACGUGGAGACGCAACAGCACUUUGAGGAGAACAAGCGCUAUGUGGACAUGGAUAAGGCAUCACCGGAAUACCAGAGACAUGUGCAGCAUCUAAUGUCACAGCCGGGCGAGAUUAUCUCCAGUACGGUUGAGUAUCCAAAGCCCAAUGUCAAGAUGAUUACUACUGUGAAGCGUUUGCCCGAUGGCACCAUUGUCAAGAACAAGCGUUACGAAACCGAGCAGAUGUCCACUCCAGCAACGGAGUCGGUGCGUCAGACUCAAAACCAAACGCAGCGACGCACUCAAGAUGUGCAUCAUCAACAUCAUCAAACCAACAAGCAGCAUCAGCAGCAGCAUCAGCAACACCACCAGCAGCAGAGUCACCCUCGCAGCGCUGAGCCGCGUGAUGUGGUUGACAAUGCGUCGGAGCCAUUGGUGCAUCGGCCCAGUCAUGCCGAGGAGCUUAUUAAGCAAGAGAGUUAUUCGACGGUGAAGAAAUCAUCGUCCAGUCGUCGCUACUCGACGGAGACCACCUCGGAAACCGUUGAGCAGCAGUACGAGGAGCCGCAACAGUUGCAGCCACUGAAGGCUGCAUCGCCGUCACGUCCGGAUGUUGGCACACAUGGAUUUCCCUCGACGAAAUCAACGAAUCCCGUCCAGGAAUUUCCCAAUCAGCGACCAUUGACGCCCAAGCAGCCGUCAAAUGAUUUCUCCACCCACGGUUUUCCCUCGGUGCGUGGCAAUAAGCCCACCCAGGAGUUUCUUGGCCAGCGGCCAACAACCGAGGAUGAGGAAUACGUGGUGCACAAGUCCCAGACAUCGAGUCGCAAUGUGAAGCAGAGCAGCACCUCGCAGCGUACCAUCGAAACGGAAUUUGUCGAUGAUGAUCAUCAUCAUCAUGCAGCGUUGCCAGUGGCUACGCCCAGCUGGGAGCAACCAGCUAGUCCGCGUCGACCUGCUGUCGAUGAUUACAGUACGCAUGGUUUUCCAUCGGUGCGCGGUACACCGUCGUCUCGGCCACGUCCCGAUCAGCCCGAUGCUGAGAACGUGGUCCAGCACAGCAGCACGACCAGCAGCAGUCGCAAAUCGAAUACGGAGCGGAUCAUUGAGACUCAAGUGGAGCAGGAACCGCAACCGGAACCGGAGCAUGUGCGUCGCCACCAACCGGUGAACGCUCAAGCACCGGCAAGUCCGCGUACGCGUACGCCAGAUUAUGGCACACAGGGUUUCCCAUCGGCACGUUCGCCGACACGCCAUGCGCCACGCUCGCCAUUGGCCAAAUCACCGCAGCGUCGUCCGACCACGAACCGUACACCGGGUCGCACCGGUGGCCCAGCGGAGACAACAACAACAACGACGACAACGGUGACGCGUCGCCAGCUGCAGAAGGAGCGCGAGGUGGAUGCAGCGCAUCGUGCGUUUGCCGCCUCGCUGCGCAGCAGCUCACCGGCGGAGAGUGUCGGCUCGACCGGCUCCCAUUCGCAUAAUCAGCCACGUCGCGACAGCGGCCACACGGAGCCGCAUGGCCAACGGAUGACGCCGCGUUCGAGCGUCUCCUCGAGCCGCACCUAUCGGCGCGAUGGACGCGAGGGCUCCCACGACAGUCAUGCGCCAUCGGAGUCGAGUCGCAUCAGCUCGACGACAGUGACACGUGGCCCUGUGGGCGUGCCCGCUGGCAAGAGUGUGGGUAAAACACACGUUACCAAGCAGCAACAGCAGCAGCAGACUGUUGUGAAGACCCGUAACGUUCAAGGUUCUAACGAAACAAUUGAUCUUAUGCCGCAGCGUUCGCCCAAAUCGCCAGCAGCCGCAACAAAAACGACGACCACAACAACAACAACAACAACGAUUGGCAAUAAGCCAGCAGCAGCAGCAGAAACCCCUACUCCCGUUACGCCGACAACUCCCACAACUCCGACAGGUCCUUCAGGUACUUCAGGUCCGCGCAGUGUUCCAGCUAGUCCCAGCAGCGAGACGCCAACUGUGUCAGAUAACCAAUCACAGUAUACGUAUGCUACUACUAAGCCAGCCGAUAUAUUCUCUUUGCCACCUACUCCUCCAACACCUACUAUUAACAACAACAACAACAACAACAGCAACAAUGCAACAACAACAACUACAAGAACACUAACAACAACCAACAACCAGAACCAGAACCAGAACAAGCAACCAAAAACUGAUGACAACAAUCACGAAUUGAUAACAAAAACAAAGCUGAGCUCAAGUGAAGCAACCACAGGCGCUAUCGCUGCACCCAUCGUUGAAGCACCCUGUGUGCGUCGACACUACUAUCAGCUGGGUCCAUCCGAUACGGAUGUGGCCGCCGCUGACACGCCACCCGCAGAAAGCACAGAACAAGCGGCCAGCAUUGCCAAGGCGGUGACAAGUACUGAAACCGUUGCAGCAGCAACGCCCAAGAGCCGACCACAUGCACCCACCAACAGACCCAUCAGCGAGGCACCUAAUCGCACCCCAUCAAGCAGCCAUAGAAAAUCCAAUCACAGCACCACUGUAAACCCCAACGAUGUCGAUGAGCCAACUCCGGCUAGACGCAGUUCCAAGUCGCCCAGCGUUGAGCGACACCAGCUGCAGCGGGAGACCACAUUUGAGACUCGAUCGGAUCGUGAGUUUGUGUCGGAUGAUGUGACUCACAUCGAUGAUCAAAUAUUCAUCGAUGAGAGCAGCUUGGAGUUCGAGCAGCGUCAGCCGAAAGGCAAUGAUAAGCCCAGGGAAAUGCCACGUCAGAGUCCUGAGAAGAUACCAGCAGCAUAUCCUACGAGACCCAAAGAGUCUCCUCGCCACAGUCCCGAAAAGCAGCUACCCACGAAGCCAAAGGAGUCGCCACGUUCCGGUAGCCCCGAGAAACUGCCGGCAUCUCUACCCAGAGAAUCGCCACGUGCAACUAGCCCCGAAAAGCAGCAGCUGCCAAGGGAAUCAGUUCGUCAGACUCCUGAGAAGCAACAGCCAGCGACAGGUCAUUCAAAACCCAAGGAAUCGCCACGUGCCAGUAGCCCUGAUAAACAGCAACCAGGCACUGUUCGACCAAAGGAGUCGCCACGCUGGAUUCCAGAGAAACAAUUGCCAGCUACAGUUCCCAGGGAUUCGCCACGUCAGACUCCCGAGAACCAGAUGCCAGGGACAGUUCCACAGGAAUCUCCCCGUCGAAGCUCGGAAAAAACAUUACCAUCAUCAGCUCCUAGGGAACUGCUAAGAAACAGUAGUACGCCCGAAAAGCAGAUGCCAGUAGAAUCAAGUCCUGAAAGGGAGCUGCCAAGCUCAACAAAGGAACGUCCUGAGCAGACUUAUCCGAGCAAGCUCAAUGCUAAGCCGCGUCAAAGUCCUGAAAGACAGUUGCCAACUUCGGGUCCGGCAAAGCCAAGGGAUGCGACUUAUCCCAAUUACGAGAAGCCCAGAGAUGCGCCACACGCUAUUCCCGAUAAGCAGCAACCGUCACAGUUCAGAGAGGAUGCGCUCUUUAGGAGCACCGUUACCCAGCGGGUGACAAACACAACGAAGAAUCUUAACGAAGAAUUCAUAACGAACGAAAGUCAGCCCCAACCUCAACCUCAGCCGCACACUCGUAAGCCGGAUGAUCUAAACGAUAAUGAACCGAAAAAUCCAGACAAUCGCUUGCCCAAAACCACAAAGCCCCAAGACAAGGAUAUGAUUGACAGAUCUAGCGAUAAGCCCGUUACUCGAAAGACUCCCGAGACUUCCGAGACACCCGAUGGUAGUUUCAUAUCAAAAAGUCCAGAGCCGGAUGACGAUCAGAAGCCCACAUUCCGCAAGAAGGGCUUGACUCGUCGCGAGACAUUUGAAGAUCGUUGCCGCAAGAUCUUGGGCAUGGAAGAGGAUGGGGAUACACAGGGCAACUACAAGCCCAAAACUCAAAACGAUACCGACGAUGAUGAUGAUGUUGAUGAUGAAACGGAAGAAAGGGAUACAAAUACUUUGGUGAAAGAGACAGAGACCUUUGAGUUUAAGAUCGAGGAUUGCCCUGAUGAUGAUGACGAUGAUAGCGCGCACAAGCGAAUCACCGAAACCUAUAUCACACGCACACAGCCUGUUAUUAAAGUGGAGGAGCCUCUAUCAGAGCCAGAGGGUCAGUUGCCGCAGCGCACCGAGCUGACAGUGGAUGUGACAGAGUCGGAGGAUAUCGAAACCUUCAUCAGCACAGAGAAACCGUUUGACAAAAAGGCGCCCAAGCCUGUUAGAGGCCCAGAAGAUGAGGAUGAGCCACGUCCGACAACUGCUAGAUGGCCAAAGGAUGAGAAAGAGCCCCGUCCGACAAGUGGUACAUUCCCCAAGAACGGGGUAGAGUCACGUCCGACUACUGCUAGAUGGCCAAAGGAUGAAGUAGAGUCAGUAGCACCUGGUAGUUUGCCUAUGGAUGAUGUAGAGCCCCGUCCUGCAACUACUAAACAACCCAAGGAUAACAGACCACAACGACCUGCACCCGUCCAGCAUCCGAAGGACGAUGCAGAGUUUGUUAAUGUUGAAGAAGAGACGACAACAGUCACAACGAAGCGUAUUUCAAAGACGCCUGCCAUGACCAAGUCACCCUCACCAACACGAAAGGGUACUUUACCGUACCCAGAACGUGAGGAGGCACCAAGACCAUCUCCUGCUGGUUGGCGGCCAAAGGAUGAGAAAGAGCCUCGUCCGACAAGUGGUACAUUCCCCAAGAAUGGGGUAGAGUCACGUCCGACUACUGCUAGAUGGCCAAAGGAAGGGGUGGAGCCACAAGCACCUGGUAGUUUGCCUAAGGAUGAUGUAGAGCCACGUCCUGCAACUAGUAAACAGCCCAAGGAUAACAGACCACAACGACCUGCACACGUCCAGCAUCCGAAGGACGAUGCAGAGUUUGUUAAUGUUGAAGAAGAGACGACAACAGUGACUACGCAGCGUACUUCAAAGACGCCUGCCAAGACCAAGUCACCCUCACCGACGCGAAAGGGUACUUUGCCCUACCCGGAAUGUGAGGAGGCACCGCUACCAUCUGCUGCUGGUUGGCGGCCAAUCUAUGAGUUAGAGCCGCGUCCUGUUGACUUUACGGAGACCAUAAAUGUGAAUGAAGAGACAACGAUUCUCAUAAAGCAGCGUCCAUCUAAAUCGCCCUCGCCCACACGCAAAGAGUCUUUGCCUUAUCCCGAGGAUAAGCGAGAGCCUGUUAAGCAAUCGCGUCCCAAGGCUGGUAAGCCAAUGACGGAUGAGCCAUCGCCACGUCCUACAACUGGUAGGCAGCCAAAGGAUGGCAAAGAGCCACACCCUGCAACCGGUAAGCAGCCUAGAGCUCAGGCACCUGCCAAGCAUCCUAAGGACGAUGCGGAGUACAUAACCGAAGAGACAACUGUUGUCAUCACAAAGCAUCCGCCCAAGUCAAUCUCCCCCACGCGCAAAGAACCGGAAACGAAGCAUUUUGUGACCGAAAAGAUCAUCGAUUGCAAUGGCAAAACUGUGACCGAGAAUAUAACCAAGACUCAACGUACAGUUGGAGGCACAAGUGGACCCAAGAAGAAGCAGCCCAUCGAUAGUGAACCAGAGGAAACACAGCCGAAACAGCCCGACACCAAGAAGCCCUCGAUCAGUAAAACCGAAACGGAGCGACGCAAUUCGCGCACCACCAAAAGCAGCACCACCACUACCAGUCACAAGCAGCCGUAUGCCGUCAAAAGUCCACGCAAAGAGUCUUUGCCCAGACGUGAGCCCGCCAAGCGAGACAGCCUGGCGGAUGAAACACGCACCACAACAACAACGACAACAAUGACAACAUCUCGCAACACUACUCAAAAGGAUAGAAAACCCAAGGAGUCAAGCAAUUCACCCAACAUCAAGGACCGUCUGCGCUCAUCGCCGCGCAAACAGAAACCCCAAUCGGAUGAUGUGGAUGGGCAGUCAACCUCGCCGGAUACGAGCCCAACGCGUAUUCCCAGCGAGCGUCGCCGCUCGAGUAAUAUAUCUGUAACGACGGAAAUCAUUAUCGAUCAUAAGACGCCAAAGACGCCAUCACCCAAAACGGAGCGCAGGGUGCCAAUCAGUCCGAUUCGAAAGAUACCGGUAACGGAGCGCAAGGAGUCGGCACCGGUGCCGCGUGUUACGCGCCGUGACAAGGACAAGGUAACGCGCUCCACCAGCGAGAAUGUCAUUAAAGUGGUCAAUGGCAAACCGAAAGCCAUGACACCCGAGAUGAGCACCCUAAAUCCCAGCACGGCACAGCGUCCCACCGAGCGCAAUCGUCCCAGUAAGUGCUUCACCACCAAGACAAUUAAUCUGAGCGAGCAGCUGAUUAACAGUGAGGACAUGGAGAACGUCAUCAUAGAUAUACAACAUGCGAAGAGUUCGCGGGAACCGUCACCCGAUCGCAUUGUGCCCACUCCCGUGCACUCCGCGCUAGAUACGGAUAUGGGCAAGCCACGCUAUCCGGACGUGGUGCAGGAGCCGGACGAUGAGCCGCGCAAGAAGCCGAUAGUAACCAAUAUACCCAUCUUUGAGGAGGAGGCCAAUGCGUAUGUGGGCUGCCAGAUCUCUGAGCUGCGCAAUCCCAAUGGUAUUGAGGCGGACAUUCACGACAAUCCCAUGGUGGAGGCGCCCAGGAGUUUGGAUUACAGCAACAACACGCCCAGCACUAUUCAGCCCGGCAUCGAUGUGGAUGAGUGUCUGCUGAGUGUGCACGAAAAGGUCUCCAAGUUCACACACACCGCCGAGCAGGUGAAGCGGCCCAAAUCCUCGACACCCUUCAGUCGUCAGUUCGAUGAGCAUGCCAAGGUCUCGGCCAGCGAUGAGUGUCUCUUGAGCAUCGAUCAGAAGGUGGAUCGAUUCCUCAAGACCGCCGAGAAUAUUACCAAGCAGCCGCUGGCGACGCCCACACGCGAAAUCGAGCGUCCUCGCUUCGAGGAUAUCGAUGAUGAGUUGCGUCAGGACGAUUGCACAUUGAGCGUCUCGCAGAAGGUGCACAAGUUCAUCGACACCGCCGAGAAGUUGGCACCCACCGCACCACAAAAGUCACCCGGCUUGGUGGCUAGCAUUGAGCGUCAUAUCUCGCGCCAGAGCGAGCCGGAGUUAGAGCAGGAAUCGGAACCGGAACAGCCCUCCGACGUUGAGCCUGAGCAGCCGGAAUCAAACGAUGAACUGCUGCCCAUGACAAAGAACCAUACCACAGCCAUUGAGUUGAAGCGCCAAAAGGACAUACUCAAUCGUCCAUCUGUGUUUGGUCAACGCACACCAACCACAACGCCCAAACAUAUACCCAACGGUGGCAAGCCACGCGGCAGUAGCAGUCCGAGCACCACUCUCAUAGCGGAGGAGCGUAAGUCCAGUCGCAACCAACAGCCGCAACGCAAUGUGCCGUCCAGUUUGAGUCCCAGUCGAGGCUCACCCGUACGUAGCACCGCUGCACCACGCAAGCCCUCGUUGGAACAACCACGUGGUAAGCCAAGUGAUACGGAACGUAUCAGCACCACUACCGGCACCACCAAACGCAGGGAGCACAUAACCCAGCAGCAAUGGGUACUUAGCGAUGUGGAUGUGGAUGUCGAGCAGGUUGGACCAGCGCCCGCCUCUCACAGCGUCAGUCCACAGCCAACGGUGCCCAGCAAACGCACCACAAGCACCACUACUAAGCCAACUACAGGCAGCAGCACUGCACCGCGCAAACCAUCCGUGGAGCAGCCACGUGACAAGCCAACUGGAAAAGAGCCAAGCGACUAUUCUAUUGAAACAGUGACCCGUCGCACCACCAGCACCAAAAAGCGUGGUGAUAUCGAUGUGGAUGUCGAGGAGUUCGAAUCUAGGCCUACACAACGCAAUACCAGUCCACAGUCUUCGGGUAGUCGCACCACAACCAAGACAACCACACGCAGCACCACUGCACCACGCAAACCAUCGGUGGAGCAACCACGUGGCAAGCCAACUGGUAAGGAGCAAAACGACUAUCUAAUGGAGACAGUAACGCGUCGCACCACGACCACCACCACCACCAGUGAUGUUGAAGUGGAUGGUGACGAACCAUUGCCCACCCACAAGAGUGGCAGUCCGCAGCCCAUGUCACCAGGAAGGCGCACUCCCACCGCCACCAAGCCAACCACACGAGGCACCACAGCACCACGCAAGCCCUCACUCGAGCAACCACGCAACAAGUCAGGCGAUUAUCCGAUGGAGAAUGUGACGCGUCGCAUCACCACCACCACCACCACAACCACCAAGCACCAUAGCGAUGUUGAAGUGGAUGGUGACGAACCUUUGCCCACCUACAAAAGUGGGAGUCCGCAGCCCAUGUCUCCAGGCAGACGCACAACCACCACCACCACCACCAAGCCAACCACACGAGGCACCACUGCACUACGCAAGCCCUCAGUCGAGCAACCACGCCACAGGCCGACCAAUAAAGAGCCAAGCGAUAAUCUGACAGAGAAUGUGACACGUCGCACCACCACCAGCACCACUAGCUACGUGGAUGCACCCAGCCGCAGUCCCAGUGGCAGCCCCGAGCCGCACAGACGCAACGCCACCAGCAAGCCCAGCGACUCCACCACCAUCAACACCUCCAAUUCGAAAUCCAUCGUAGUUAAUGAGAGCACUGAGCACAACACCACCAAGCAUACAACAACAAGAACCAAUCAAAUCCAUAGUCCUCAAACUAACACCGACCUUGUCAGCAGCUCCCCUGAAACUGAACCACACGUUGAACCACUUUUAGAGCGCAGCCGUCCAACCACACAGACGACACCCGGACGCACAGUUGCCUCGCGUCGCAACAUCUUCGAACGGCAAUCGCCUAGCCCCAGUCCUAGCCCCAGUCCCAAACCGCAUCCAGCCAGUGAGCCCCACUCCCCAGCUGGACGUCGUCCAUCCUACAUGGAUCACACGAAGAGUUCCCUGGAGCACAUUCGACGGGACUCGCUUGAGUUCAAUAAAACGCACUAUUCACGCAAAUCCUCGAUAGAGGAUGCUGAGAUGCCUGAGCCGCGAAAUCCCAAUGCGGCUGUUAAGUUCGAUGUGCCACGCCGCACCACACGCACCAACGAGACGACGCUGCGCACCACCAGCAUAAGCGAGGACUUUGACAUUGACAUUGAGGCGAUCUUUGAGCUGGCCACACUCGAGCAACUGCUGGAGACGGUCAGCAGCUAUGAGUUGCGCCGUCGCAUUCGCGCCCAAAUCCGUUUGAUCAAAAAGAACAUGAUUAAUGUGAGUGGUAGCCACACCACCAGCACCACCAUCAGGAGCAGUAGCUCCACACCGAGUCGCAGUCCAUUGCCACCAAGACGCGAGCAACCCCAAUCGCAAUCGCCGCGCGAUCGCGAACGCAGUCAGAGUCCACAGCUCAAGGAUGUACGCACCACCACCAGCACCGCCGGCAGCACUGGACAUGGCAAGCCGCCAGUUAAGCCACGCGAGCGUAGCGUCAGUCCAGCACAGACGCGUCGCCGCAGCCCAACCGGUAAAUCCAAUAUAUCCACCUCGACGACAACAACCACGCGCACCACCAGCAGCCCCAGCAGCAAUGGUCAAUCGAUGCCCGAGCGUCGUCCCAGCAAGGGGCCAGGCAAGGCCAGUCCCAUUUGGGCGGAUCGCACCAAGGUUUUGCGUGCCACCGACUCAGUCUCACCCACACCACGCAAGGGCAGCACAACCAGCAGCACUGGCAAGAUGACGCGCAGCAACAAUAUCAACACGAGCACCAACAUCAAUACCAAUAACAGCAGCAGCACCACCACCACCACCACUAGCAGCAGUAGCCGCAGCAGUAGUAACAAGCGACGCGAGGAGGACUCCAUCACAUCCAGCUACGGUGUUGGACCCACCGAUGAGAAUGGGCUGCCCCUCUUUGGCAUUCGGGCGCUUAGGAAGAAGACACAGCCAUCGGCGCCAUGUGAGACAAAGCAAGAGGUCACAGGCUAUGUCAUCGAGGAGCAGUUCUAUUCGGAUGACAAAUCGCCGCCGCGUCACGAACGUAAGGAGCUCAUCUAUUCAAGCAAUCCCGAGGAGCUGGUCUCCCUAUCGCAGCAGCUGGAGCGCAAAUCUCAUCCAGAUUCGAAUAGCACGCUGCAGCGCGAACUAAAACUAAUCGAUGUGGAGGGCGGCAUGCCAGAUGGCAUCGAUGCCAUCGAGCCCAACUACGAGAGCCCCACAUCCACCCGACGUGGUUCGGUUAAGGAAUUGAGCGAGCGUUUCAUACGCAAGGAGUCGUCGGCAUCAGGCAGCUCGCACACUCAGGCACACAGCCAGGCCGACGAGCAGGACGAGACGGAGGACAGCGAAUCGAAUGAUGUGUGCAGCGUCAUUGAAAUGGAGGCACCACAGUUGCGCCACAAAUCGAGCAGCAGCACCACCAGAACCAGCUCCAGUACACGCUCAUUUCUCAAUACCAGCGGCGAGGAGCGACUCGUCAGCGGCGUCGAUGAUGUUCUCGAGCGCAUGCGUAAUGCCGACAAUGUGGUAGAGCCGGGUGACAGCAGUGAGGAUCGUGAGGCACGUGCUCUGCUCAAUAAAUUCCUUGGCGCCAGCGUCAUUAUGCAGGGCGUGGAAAGCAUGUUGCCGGCGGGACAGCGACCGCAACAGCAACAGCCACAGCAGCAACAGCUGCACAGGACCAACAACAACAGCAGCAAUCAAGGGGUGAAAACGACACGCAUUAGCAGCAGCUACAGCAGCAACAGCAGCAACAGCAAUACAGGCAACAUCAGCAGCAGCAGCAACACCACCAGGAAGAUCACAUCCUCAGCACCAGUUACUCGCACAACUUGUGACAUCGAGGAAAUUUGGGACGAGCAGCUACUUAGGCAAUUGUUGGAACAGGCCUCCACAUACGAGGAGCGUCGCAAGAUCCGUGCACGUUUACGCGAACUUAUGGCGGAACGCGAAGAGCUAAAGAAUUUGCAGGCGGGCGGUGCAAAGGCCGCUGCCAAGCAGGUGGAAGCUGAAGAAGAGAGCAGCGCCAGCGAGUAUGAGGAAAUAAUUGAGGAGGUAACCGACGACGACAGCAGCGACGAGGAGCCGCCGCAGCCAGUGGUGAAAAAGGAGGUUAAACAGGACGUGCAAAAGGAAGUGAAAAAGGAAGUGAAACAGGAACUUAAAAAAGAGGCGGAGUCAAAGUCAAGCACUAGCAGCACUAGUAGCACUAGCACCAGCACCACCCAGGUGGAGAAAAAGCUGGCCAAAGUAGAGCUCACCAAACAGGUGGUAACUGGAACAGCAGCUUCAACUCUACCACAAACUCAAGUUGACGGUCAACAGGCACAACACAAGCAACAAAGUUCAACGACCAGUGAACGCACCGAGACCAAGUCAAAAGAUGGCGGCGCCGUUGUCACCACAACAACAACAAAAGUUACCACACGCACGGUGAGUGGCAACGCUGCCACCAAAAACAUUUCUCCGCUGGCCAAAUUCAAGCAGCUCGAUAAGGCAGCUGCCCAGCAGCAGGCUCAAAAAUCAUCUCCAACAACAAGCACACCCACGACCCCCGGCGGUUCAGCGCAACCGUAUUUCAAAUUUACCGAUCCGGCAUUAAAUGCGCGCGCCGCCACUGUCAAGGAUCAACUUCUGCAGUGGUGUCAGCACAAAACGCAGGAAUAUGAGAACGUCCAAAUAAGCAACUUUAGUUCGAGCUGGUCAGACGGCUUGGCCUUUUGUGCCCUGAUACAUCAUUUCUUGCCAGAUGCAUUUGACUACAGUGAACUAACCAAACAAACACGCAGACACAACUUUGAGCUGGCCUUUAGUGUUGCCGACGAGAAAGCUGGCAUAGCGCCAUUGCUGGAUGUGGAAGACAUGGUGGAGAUGAGCCGACCCGACUGGAAGUGCGUCUUUGUUUAUGUGCAGAGCAUCUAUCGCCGUUUUCGCAAUUGCCAGUAAAAAAAAAAAACAAAUAAGCAACUCAACAACAAUGGCGCAACAACAACA
Molecule: messenger RNA, 13465 nt
Organism: Drosophila grimshawi
Lineage: Eukaryota; Metazoa; Arthropoda; Insecta; Diptera; Drosophilidae
Product: serine/arginine repetitive matrix protein 2
Exons: 16
Coding region: 656-13417 (4253 amino acids)
Biological process (GO): actin cytoskeleton organization; synaptic signaling
Cellular component (GO): microtubule organizing center; filamentous actin; plasma membrane
Molecular function (GO): protein binding
Source: RefSeq, a predicted model, not a curated record